Molecule: messenger RNA, 2040 nt
Organism: Trichomycterus rosablanca
Lineage: Eukaryota; Metazoa; Chordata; Actinopteri; Siluriformes; Trichomycteridae
Gene: csrnp3
Product: cysteine-serine-rich nuclear protein 3
Exons: 6
Coding region: 84-1946 (620 amino acids)
Biological process (GO): regulation of transcription by RNA polymerase II
Cellular component (GO): nucleus
Molecular function (GO): sequence-specific DNA binding; DNA-binding transcription factor activity, RNA polymerase II-specific
Source: RefSeq, a predicted model, not a curated record
CUGCCCGGUUUCUGUUGGAGCUCAUUAAAAUGAAUGAAAUUUGACACUGCUCAUCUCAUUUAAGGUGUGGUCUGGCGGCAAGCAUGAGUGGAAUUUUGAAGAGGAAGUUUGAAGAGGUGGAGGGAGCGUCCCCAUGCUCCUCACUGAGGGAGUCAGAGGAGGAGGAGAUUUCGAGCAGCGAGAGUGGAGACAGUAGUGACAGCGUCAACCCCUCUGCCUGCCACUUCACACCCUCGUCUAUCCUCAAACGUGAGAAGCGGAUGAGGACUCAGAGGGUGCAUUUUGAGAAGGUGACGGUGUAUUACUUUAGCCGGCGACAGGGCUUUACCAGCGUGCCCAGUCAGGGUGGCAGUACCCUGGGCAUGUCGAGUAGACACAGCUCUGUACGGCAAUACACCCUGGGUGAGUUUGCCAAUGAGCAGGAGCGCAUACACAGAGACAUGCUGAGGGACCACCUGAAAGAGGAAAAGCUCAACUCCAUUAAACUCAGGCUCACCAAAAAUGGGUCUGUUGAGUCUGAAGAGGCCAACACUCUUACACUGGAGGAUAUCUCAGAUGAUGACCUGGACCUAGACAACACAGAGGUGGAUGAGUACUUCUUCCUCCAGCCAUUAACCACUAAGAAGCGUCGGGCUCUGCUUCGUGCAUCCGGGGUCAAGAAGAUCGACGUAGAGGAGAAGCACGAGCUGAGGGCCAUCCGAGUGUCACGAGAAGACUGUGGUUGUGACUGCAGACUCUUCUGUGACCCUGAGACCUGCACCUGCAGCCUGGCAGGCAUCAAGUGCCAGGUGGACCGCAUGUCAUUCCCAUGUGGCUGCACUAAAGAGGGCUGCAGUAAUGCAGCUGGGCGGAUUGAAUUCAAUCCUAUCCGAGUGCGUACGCACUUCUUGCACACCAUCAUGAAGCUGGAACUAGAGAAGAGCAGAGAGCAGCAGCAGAGCUCCACCCCUGGUACAGCCACUGUUUCUACCCCUAAUGGCAAUGGGUACCACAGUGACACUAAUGGCCACUGCACCGUCCCUCUCACCACAGGCCAACACGCUCUGGAAUAUCAGGUUUCUGAUUCGGUCCAGCAGAGUGCCAUGAUGCACCUGCAAGCUGUUGAUGACAUGGAUGAAGCUUUGGAAGAGGAAGACGAUGAAGAGGAGGAAGAGGAGGAGGAGGAAGAAGAUGAUGAGGAAGAUGAUGAAAAUGAGGAAGAGGAAAGCAGUAGUUUGUGUAGCCUGUCCGAUUCGAGUACACAGAGCCUUGCGAACAGCGACUCAGAAGAGGAAGAUGAUGAUGUCGGCGAUGUUGACAAGGAAGAGGAGUUUGAGGAGAGGCUGAGUGUGGCUGCUUUGCCUCACAGUGAGGUGGUUUCUUCAUCAUCUGUGAUGUGCUACAGUGAAAAUACAAUCACACAAGAAAACCAAACUAACGGCAAUGCUUACUUCAUCAACUCCUCAGCUGAAUAUUAUCAGAUGGAGAAUGCUAGUGCAGCUUCACUUUUAGCUGAAACUAACCAGGCUAGCGAGAGCUACAUAGGAGAUUCAACUUUAUAUCAAGACAGGGUUAACAAUGCCAACAGAGUGAUGCCACCGGGAGCCUUUAACAUGACCGCUGAUCAUUACACUGACUAUUCACAGCCACCUGAAGAACAAUACACCAACCAUCAUUUCAGUCUCAAUAAUGGAUCCACAGCCAUCGUUAGCUGCUGCGAACCACAACAGGACAAAAGCAUGCCAUCAAAAGGGACCUUCCACAGCCAAUCAGGAGAGCUGAAUCCAAUGGAGUUCCAGAACUAUCUGAACAAUAACACACAAGAUGCAUACUCUACUAAUGGGAACUGUUUUGUGGUAGAGCAGCCAAAGAAGGUUUCUCAUAGCCUUUCUGAAGUUCCAUCUUUAGCAGAUGCUACAAAAGGACCUCCAGUACUGGAGCCUUUCACUGAGCCGACCCCAGUUUGAUAAAUACACCACAUUAUUCAAAAGAAGGCACACAUUACAAGACCUCUUUUACAUGCUAUGAAGAGUUUGAAUCAGAUUCCAUAUUGACUGAAAA